CCAGCGCAUUCAAAGGUGUGUGCAGCUGAGCCGUGCAGACGUGUGUUGUUGACGAGCACAGUGAGACGAGCAAUUGGAGAUAGAAUUUGGUGAUCUGCGAUGUUAUCUUCGAAGGAAAUUCUUAAGAAAGCGCAAAAAGGUUUGCUCUUUGCUACCCCUGACUAUGGCUGCUUCGUUAAUGUCCGUUAUAAAGAUCCUAGUAAAUUUCCUGAGUUGAAAAAUGGUGUUAUCGCCCUAUGCAGAGAAUUGUUGAACCACGCUGAUGUAUUUGAUGAGACACACCCAGAAGCUCGCACUCGUAUUAUCGUAGGUUUUAAUCCAGAGCAUUGGAAAUACUGGUUUCCGGAAAUCAGCCACCUAGAGCAACGUCCUCAGGAAUAUCUCAUUGAUACUUCAACCAAGUUUCUUCAGACUGGUGGUGACGUAUUCUUCUUCAUUAAGUCCGAAGACAAAAGCAAUGUCGAUCAAAUUGGCGAACUCCUGCGUAAAGGACUGGAGAAACUUGAGCAGCCCGCUGAUUUUUCGUAUUCAUCGCCUUCUGGAAAACGGAUCUUGCAAAGAAGUUUUAAAGAUGGUCUUGUCAAUGCCGCCGACGCUGAAACACUCUGCUCCUACACUAUCAUUCCUGACAACAUGAAAACUGGAAAACCGGGAUCCUGUUACAUGAUGACACAGAAGUUUGAGGUUGAUUGGUUAGUUCUCGGAAAUAUGUGGAAUUCUGAGAAAGAAGAUAUGAUUGGUAGACGCGUGAUGACCGAUUGCUUUAUUCCUAAUGUAAACGAACGCGCUCACACAUUCCGAGCGCAUUUUAAUCCUGAAAAGUCACCUCAAAACAUGCUGAAUAAGCACCGAAUCAUGUUCCGACAAUCACUCCCAUAUGGCACGUCUUCAACAGGAAAAGGAAGAGAAGAGGGAAUUUUUUAUCUUUCAUUUGCCAACACAACUAAUUCCUUCAGGGACAUAUUAGAAAGUCUUGUUGGAAAUGAUAAAGUUGCUGGUGCUGGCGAGGUUACUGUCGAUCUUCUGCUGAAUACUGUCAAGCCUUUGGAAGGAACAUGGUGGUAUGUCCCAUCAGCUGAAGAACUUGGCGUGAAUAUUGCCUCGAGCGGGAAUUUUGAAGUAAACGAAUACUGGAACGUCAGCAAUCCAAGUAAUCCAUAUCUGUUCUACAAUGAGAAGGAAUAUUUGUACCGAAUGACCUCUGGAAGUUAUGUGGAUUCAUCCGAGACUCCAUCUUCUCGUGUCUUACGUCUUCUUGGGUAUUCUUUCCGUCAAUGGAAUGACCAGUGGUUUCGAGAACGAGACGUUCCACCAAUAAAGCAUCUCGCGAACUACUUGAUACCGCGUAAAGUAGAGAAAGUCAUGAAUCAGUCCGUUCUCCUCCGUAAAGCAAGAUCAAUCAAAAUCUGUUUGUCGAAGGUUUUUACCAGUCAUUUUGUAGCGGAUAUGGAUAACAGUGAAUUCUACGGCAACAAGGCUGAUUUGUUCAAUAUUCAUCCUGAUGAAAUUAUCGUCGGACGAAUGCCAAAUUUUGGUCUUGGUAUCGGGAAGGUUGCAAUGCCGUAUCUCAAAGAGGGCAACGAAAGAAUGGAUGCGUUCAUGAAAGGUCUUAGUGAGAAAGCAGCCACUGGCCAUGUUAUUCCGAACAUUGAGACCAUUCUGCAGAAAGGCGUAACCGGAUAUAUCUUAGAGUUGACGAGCAAAAUUGCAACAGGCGCUGGUGAGAAGGAAUUCAUUGUCGCUUGCAUCAAAUCCCUCAAAGGUGUCAGAAGUUAUCUCUGGAAUUAUGGAGCCCUCGCACGCCACCUCGCAGAGUCGCAGCCAGAGAAACAAAACUCGCGAGAAUAUCCAUUUACCGAUGCCCAGAGGGAAAAUCUCAAACGAAUAGCUGCACGCAUGGAACGCCUUUCCAAACACAAACCGGAAAGUUUUGUCGAAGCAGCCCAACUUGCUUUCACAGUCCACUGUUGCCUUCACUUGAUUGGUGACCCCACUUCCAUUGGAAGACUUGACCAGAUAUUGGAGCCAUUUCUUGGUUCAACGCCCGAAGAUGAAGCACAAGAAAUUAUCGAUUGCUUCUUCGUAAAACUGGGAGAACGCGUCAAAGUGAACAAGACCAAAAUAGUGGAUAGAAACACGUGGGGAACAUGCGCAGUUCCAUACAGAAGUGAUGGCCUGUUUCCAAAUGGUGAUUCCAUAAACCAGUGGGUGCAACAAUUGACGGUUGGUGGUUAUAAGAAUACAACCACAGGCAAGGUGAGCGCGUGUAAUAAAGUUACCAUGAUGUGUCUGAAAGCUGCGAGACGUCUACCUCUGAAUGCUCCAUGUGUCAGUCUCCGAGUGCAUCAUGGUAUUGAGCAGGAGUAUCUGGAAGAAGCAGCCAAAGCAAUGUUGAGCGGUGGUGCGCAUCCAAUAAUUCUUCACGACGAUCGUCUUAUAGAAGGUCUCACAGAUGUCAUGGCCGAAUUCAAGGAGAACGCCUCCGAAGAUGAUUUCAAUAAUCUCACUAAUAUUGCCUGUGAUGGUUGUUACGAACCGCUGGUCGCUGGUGCCACGGAGUUUGCCUUCACCUAUAUUCCUUUGCUGCAAGUCCUCGAAAUGGCUAUCAACGAAGGAGCUACCUACUCUAGUGCUGGUCCUGCCUAUCUUAAUGGAACCCCCCAAUCAUUGCCAACUAAACCUGCGGCAAAUAUUGAAACAUUUGAAGAAGUUAAAGAGUUAUUUAGGCAGCAUAUCGAAAUCAAAACACAACAAGGACUGGUUGGUCUCCUGAGUAACUAUGGCAAUAUAUCAUCUGUAUGUCCCAGUCCCUUGCUAUCCAGUAUAAUUGACGGCUGCGUGGAAUCAGGACAUGACAUCACUGAUGGUGGCGCUAAAUAUAAGAUGAUUGCAGUGAUGUACAUCUCUUUCUCAAGCACCGUUGAUUCACUUUAUGCCAUUCAGCGUCUGUGCUUUGAUCAAGAUAAUGCUAUGAUUUCUUUGGCGGACAUGGUCGAGUGUCUGAAAAACGACUGGGGUUUUGACAUCCAUGAGCCAACAUACGACAGGGUUGCUGGUGAAGUGCGAAAGAACAGAAAAGCUGAGUUCUACAAACAAGUCCGAGAACAAGCAUUGAAGUUUCCUAAGUUUGGCACGGCAGAAGCAAUUGGAAAUCUCAAGAUCGCCGAGAUCGCUACUUUCCUCGCGGAUUGCGUGGCUAAUAGCAUCAGGAAAGUGGCUAAACACGAAGGUUCGCCACUGUACAACCUCCUUGCUUCUUUGAAAGAAAAAUACACCAGACCUGGCAACGAUUUUGAUCUCUUAUUGAUUCCCGGAAGUGGAACAUUCGAAGGCUACAUUGGCUGGGGUAUGUCUUGCGGUGCAUCAGCUGAUGGUCGAAGAAGAGGUGAACCCCUUGGAAGUGAUUUGAGUGCGGCACCCAUUCCACAGGAUCUGCCACCAAAUCUCGUGAAGAAUACAGCAUUAAUAAAAGCAAUGAAAAGCUGGAAUAUGCGGGAUCUAAAUAUUGGUGUGGCUAAUGGCGCUGAAAUUGACCUGGCUAUAUCGGAAGACUUUAGUAAGAGUGACCUGGUGGCGUUCUUGAGGAAAUAUGCAGAUGAGGUUGACGACAUUGGAGGAAAUAUUCUAACCGUCACCUGUGCAGAUCCAGAGACGUACAGUGCUGCAGUUACAGAUCCAGAGAAAUACAACCUGUUGCGGGUUCGCGAGGGAGGCUGGAGCGAGUUCUUUAUCACGUUCUUCAAAUCACAUCAGGAACAACACAGAAGACGAGUGCGUUAUUACUAUGACUCUUAAAGUCGUGUUUAUGACAUUUCUUUUCUAGCAUUAAAAAAGACUUGCUAACUGGGUUUAGUUUAGAUUGGUGUUUAUUAUUCUCAUUAUAAUAAAGUAGUUGAUGUAUUAGGACGAUUUGCAUGGGAUGACGAGUGUUAUUAGAUGUUGUAUUUACCCCUUACUUUCAGUACGUUAUAUACAAUACAAUGAUUCUUGUAGAAAUAGUGCAUUAAUAUGAAAUAAAGCAG
Dendronephthya gigantea is the source of this 4022-nucleotide messenger RNA. RefSeq lists its product as uncharacterized. Gene Ontology annotation, molecular function: catalytic activity. NCBI's taxonomy places the organism in Eukaryota, Metazoa, Cnidaria, Anthozoa, Malacalcyonacea, Nephtheidae. Gene Ontology annotation, cellular component: cytosol. The record is from RefSeq and is a predicted model, not a curated record. The coding region runs from base 100 to 3795 and encodes 1231 amino acids. The transcript has 6 exons.